UCCCCGCGACACCUGAACGCAUCACAGUUUGGACGUGCGUCCCGUGCGUCUGACGUCAUCUGGUUUUCGUCUCGUUCCUCCGUUGGUUGGAGAUCAGACCAACUAGCAGCUAGCUUGCUAACUAGCCGUAUUUCUUUAUUUUUCAUACUUCUGAAGACGCCGUUAUUAUAAGGUCUAUUUCUGCGUCUGAUUCCACGGGACCGUAUUUGUCUUCAACACAGUUUCGACGCAGUUUUUUCUCCGCUCACGGGGAGAAACACUGAGCCAUGUAUAAUGGGAUUGGCCUGACAACUCCUCGGGGCAGCGGCACCAAUGGCUAUGUGCAGCGCAACCUGUCGAGCCUGCGGGUCAAACGGCCGCGUGAUGAGCGCGGCGGCGAGCGGGAUGAGAAGGACCGAGAGAGGCUGGAGAGUCAGCUCAACAGGCAGCCCAAUGCCGACAUACUGGAGCACCAACGGAAGAGGCAGCUGGAGGUCAAGUGUGCCGAGCUGCAGGACAUGAUGGAGGAGCAAGGGUAUUCAGCUGAGGAAAUCGAGGAGAAGGUGAACAGUUUCCGUAUGAUGCUGCAGGAGAAGCAGGAGCCAGCUCCCACCACCAAUGAAAAAACGACGGUGACAGAGACUCAUGCUCUGGCUGCAGCCAACCAGCAGAAGAACGACCGUCUUCGUGCUGCUUUUGGCAUCGCCAGCGACUAUGUGGACGGAUCAUCCUUCCACGCCGACCGCAAGGAGAGAGAGAAGGAGAAGAGAGAACAAGAACGCCUGGAGAAGGAGAAGCUGCAGCAGCAGAAAUAUACGUUGGUGGAAGAUUCAGAUAAUUCAGAAUCUCCUCCCAAGAAGCGCAGCCGGAAGAAGAAAAAGAAAAACAAGAACAGAGACAGCAGCUCAGAGAGUUGCUCCCCGUCUCCCCGACGAGAGAAGAAGAAAUCCAAAAAGAAGAAAAAGAAACGUGAGUCAUCAGAAGACGAGGAAGAAGACGACAGUUCCUCAGAUGAGAAGCAGAAGGUCUCAGAGAAUAAAAGAAAGAAGAGUGAAAGUUUGAGUCCUCCAAAAGCAGCACGGCACAGGAGUGUCUCCUCCAGCUCUGCUCACAGCCAGUCUCCGGCUCCAGUGAGAUCACGUCAGCAGGACCAAACCGCGAGAAAAGCUGAUGAAGGUAGAAAAGGGAGAUCGCCAGACAGGAGGAGACGAGGCUACGAGGAGCACAGCCCACAUCAUCAGGGAGGCGAAGGGAAGAGGCCCAAUCUUGAGAGAGAAAAAGAGCGACUGAGUGAGGUGGAGAAGACCUCCGCCAAGAGGAGACAUGACUCUUCAUCCCCUUCUCCACCACCACAGACAGGAAAAAUCAUGGAGAGGGAGAAAGGGACGAGGUCCAGAAGCAAACAGAAGGAGAGUGUGGAAGGGAGGCGCUCAAGAAGCAGAGAGGUGGAGAAAAGGAGGCGUUCAAGGAGCAUAGAAAACGAGAGGGAGAAAGGGAGGCGUUCACGAAGCAAAGAAAAGGAGAGAGAGAGGGUAAAGCGAUCCAGAAGCAGAGAGAUGGAUAAAGGAAGGCGAUCGAGGAGCAGAGAAAUGGGAAAAGGGAGGCGUUCAAGGAGCAGAGAAAACGAGAGGCAGAGAGGGAGGCGCUCCAGAAGCAGAGAGAUGGAGAAAGGGAGGCGUUCAAGGAGCAGAGACGUGGAGAGAGGGAGGCGUUCAAGGAGCAGAGACGUGGAGAGAGGGAGGCGCUCCAGAAGCAGAGAGAUGGAGAAAGGGAGGCGUUCAAGGAGCAGAGAAAAUGAGAGGCAGAGAGGGAGGCGUUCGAGGAGCAGAGAAGUGGUUAAAGGGAGGCGUUCGAGGAGCAGAGAAGUGGUUAAAGGGAGGCGUUCGAGGAGCAGAGACGUGGUUAAAGGGAGGCGUUCGAGGAGCAGAGACGUGGUUAAAGGGAGGCGUUCCAGGAGCAGAGACGUGGAGAAAGGGAGGCGUUCCAGGAGCAGAGACGUGGAGAAAGGGAGGCGUUCAAGGAGCAUAGAAAAGAGGGAGAGAGGAAAGGAGAGUGUUCCUCAGAGGACCCGACAUGACUCGUCCUCGUCCUCCUCCUCCUCAUCCUCGUCCUCUUCAUCUCCUUCUCCUCCACCUAAACAGGAGACUAGGAUUGAAAAGAGCAGAGACACUGAGCGGGAGAAAGAUAGGAAUAAUCAGGACAAAAAGAUAAGACAUGACUCCUCAUCUCCCUCUCCUCCCCCUGAGAAGGAGAGAUGUGGAGAGAGGGAGCGCAGGACCGAGAGAGAUCUGCUGUCGAGGCCACCAAAUGAAAGGGACAACAGGAAAGACACCGGAAGGAGACAGGAGAGAGAGACAUCUCCUUCCCAGCAGAAAAAUGACAGAAGAAGAGAUCCCCCGUCACCGGCCUCCCGAUCACCCGUCACCAACGGGCGCCAAAGGGAGGAGGAGAGGAGGAGAGACCAGGACAGGGAGAGCACCAAAGAGAGGGAGAGGCAUCUGAACAAGCAGAGCGAACAAGACAGAGAGCGAGGUCAGGAAGGCGGCAGAAAGAGAGACGAGGGUGCGGAGAAAGGCAGAAGAGCGGAGAUAAACAAGAGCCAGGAGAAGACGAGAAGCCCUCCGAGGAAGGAGAAACCGGCCGAGAAGAGAAGAGAGAGCAGCAGCAGCAGUGGUAGCAGCAGCAGCAGUAGCAGCAGCAGCAGCGGUAGUGACAGUGACAGCUCCUCGUCCUCCUCGUCAUCUUCCUCUUCCUCUUCGUCCUCAUCCUCUGAAGAUGAGGGCAAGCCGAAGGAGGCGGGGUCAGCAGGGAAAGAAAAAGGUGCACCGUCCGUCAUUGGGGCUGCCGUUCAGAGGUACAUAGCCAACGGUAAAAAGGAAAGCCCGGCCUCUGCUCCAGAGAGCGACGGACCUCGACGAGUCCAGAAGGAGAGAGAAGCCGGAGGAGACAAACAUGAGAGGGAGAGACCGCCUCACAGAGCUCCCGCAGAGAGUUACCCGUCCCGGACAAAAGGUCAGGAGCGAUACAGCCCCACACAGAUGGACAGCCCCAGUCCGCCUCCUUCCCCGUCCAACAGAGCGGACGGCAGCAGAAGCAGCAACAGGAACGCCUCCCCCCCUCCGGUCAAAGCAGAGAGAACCAGGGUGGAGGUGAAAGUCGGGGAAAGGGACAGAGGGAGGGAGAGGGAGGCAGCCAGGAGGCCGGUGAGGUCUAGCCCUCCAGCCAGGAGGUCGCGCUCUCCGCCCCAGAAAACCUCCACCUCCUCCCCGGCCCGUCGAACUCCACCGAGGCAGUAUCAGGAACCGCUGCCGCGAUCCAGGAGAGCUUCUCCUCCUCCGGCCUGGUCAGACCGGGAGAGAGAGAGGCAGCGGGACAGAGAGAAGGAGAGGAACAGGGAGAGGGAGAAGGACAGAGAACGCGAGCGGAUCGCCAGGAGAAGCCGGUCCAGAAGCCCGAGGAGGCGAAGCCCCCCCGGCAGGUCCCGCCGCUCUCCUCUUCCACAGCGAAGGAGGAGCAGCCGCUCCCUCUCCAGAGAAAGAGCGAGAGAAAGGGAACAAGAGAGGAUUCGGCAGAGGGAGGUAGAACAAGAGAGACAAAAGGAGAAAGAGCGCCUGCACCAAAAAGAUGUUCCCCAACCCCGCAGGUCCUCCUCUUCCUCAUCCUCCUCCAGCUCCUCCUCUUCCUCCUCGUCCUCACCUUCACCUCCCCCAGAGAGGAAAGACACAAAAGCACUUCCAGAGAGAGACAGAAGAACCGAGCGAGAGGACGAGAAGAGAGAAGACCGAGAGCAGAAAAGUCGUUCCUCUUCUUCUCAGGGCCCUUCCAGACCCGCAUCUCACGUUCCAACCUCAGGUAGAGGAGGCUCCCAGGUGGACCCCAGGCGCCAUGACGUGGCCCCCAGAAGGUCUCCGGCUGUUGGCCAACCAGAAACCAAACAUGUGUCACCAGCGGCACCCCCUCAACUGUCACACCAAACGGUUAACGGGAAGGAGGCAAAUGCAAACAAGAAAGCCAACAGGAGCAGCAGCUCCAGCUCCUCUUCCUCAUCGUCGUCGUCCUCUUCGUCCUCCUCUUCGUCCUCCUCUUCAGACAGUUCUGACUCUGAAGUUGAGCAAGGAAAAGGGAAGACGGACAAAGCUCAAAGCUCUCCUUCCUCGUCCUCGUCAUCUGAGAAUGAAAAGGAAAUUAAGAAAAAGAGCCCUGCCAAGUCCGGGAGGGUGCCUGCUGAUUCGCUGAGAGAUUCUCGCUCACUCAGCUAUUCUCCUCCAAGGUACAUGAGAGCACCGUCGCCCUCGGCCCCUCGCAGGAGCGGCAGCAGGCAGUCACCGGUCCGCUCGUCAUGCGGCAGACGCAGGAAAUGAGCUGAAAACCGGAGACUCUUCACUUCUUUUUUUUUUUUUUUGUGUCAUUUCUCUGGUCGCCUCUGGCUGGUUUGAAAUGGACUACAACACGGGCUCCACCGCCAGCGGUCAGUAGAUAUCCUGUGAACGUCAGGGGACUCGAUUUUGGUUCAGAGCGACCACACAGUUAUCAACAAAAGUGUUUGUUUUUUAAGCAACUACGACGACCAGAGGCUGGCUUGUACAUUUCUUUUUAUGAGCUGAAUAAGAAGCAUACACAGUUAAGUAAAACGUAACUCUAACAAUGUUCCUCUGUACUUGUAAUGUUUGUUGCGUUCUACCUGUAGAUACGAGCUGUCUGUAUUUUGGUUAUCAUGUAAUAGAUAAUCCGAUUUCCAUUUAAUGUGAGCAGAAACUGAAACGUGGGUAAUUUCUUUGGUGAAAAUGGUUAAUGAUAAUAAAAGGCAAUUGUACAUUUUA
Messenger RNA from Micropterus dolomieu (smallmouth bass), 4799 nucleotides. It is a transcript of the gene srrm2, whose product is annotated as serine/arginine repetitive matrix 2. The record is from RefSeq and is a predicted model, not a curated record. Bases 267 to 4340 code for a protein of 1357 amino acids. Lineage: Eukaryota; Metazoa; Chordata; Actinopteri; Centrarchiformes; Centrarchidae. The transcript is spliced from 14 exons.